AAUGUUUCAUGGGCAUUUUGGAAAGGCAUAUAUACCAAUUAGCUUUACUUCCUGAAUAAUUAUAUUGAGAGCUUUUACAGCCUUACUUUAUUCAUCAAAUUAAUCCUAUGGUGGACUGAAAGCCACUAUAAUGCUCCCUGUCUAUCAUACAUAGUGAUACUGUAUCAAUGGUGAUAGCUCCCUUCUUCAAGCAAGUCUUCUAUCUAAAUUCUUUAAGUUAUAUGGGGGGAAGGCAAAGGUUCUUCCUGACACUUCUGUUUUUUAAAAGUAAUCAGCCUAAAAUAAUCUACAUGCCAUUUGGGAUGGCAAAUUUUGCUGCCCUACAGAGUCUGGGUUUUUGUUUGUUUGUUUGUUUUUCAUUUGUUUGUUUGUUUUGAAUCAAUAUAUUGAGAGGAGUGAUUCUUCUUCUCCUUGGAUGUUUCCUUACAGGAACUAAUGCAGUCAAAAUUUAGGGCCAAUAGAACAGCCAUUACUGAAUUCAUCCUGCUGGGCUUGGUGGAGACACCAGGGCUACGACCAGUUGUCUUUGUAGUCUUCUUCUUUGCCUACCUGGUCACAGUCGGAGGCAACCUCAGCAUCCUGGCUGCCAUCUUCAUAGAGCCUAAACUCCACACCCCCAUGUACUUCUUCCUAGGCAACCUAUCAGUGCUGGAUGUUGGGUGCAUCACCGUCACUGUUCCCUCGAUGUUGGCUCGUCUCCUGUCCAACAAGCGUACAAUUCCCUAUGGAGCCUGCCUCAUACAACUUUUCUUUUUCCAUCUCUUGGUUGGGGUAGACUGCUUCCUGCUGACAGCCAUGGCCUAUGACCGAUUCCUGGCCAUCUGCCAGCCCCUAACCUACAGCACCAGAAUGAGCCAGACAGUCCAGAGAAUAUUGGUAGCUGUGUCCUGGGCUUUAGCCUUCACCAAUGCACUGACCCACACAGUAGCCAUAGCCACACUCAACUUCUGUGGUCCCAAUGUGAUCAAUCACUUCUAUUGUGACCUCCCACAGCUCUUUCAGCUCUCCUGCUCUAGCACCCAACUCAAUGAGCUGCUGCUCUUUGCUGUGGGUUUCAUAAUGGCAGGUACCCCCUUGGCUCUCAUCAUCACCUCCUAUGCCCAUGUGGCAGCUGCAGUCCUACGAAUCCGCUCUACUGAGGGCAGGAAGAAAGCCUUCUCCACAUGUGGCUCUCAUCUCACUGUGGUUGCCAUAUUCUAUGGUUCAGGUAUAUUUAAUUACAUGCGACUGGGUUCAGCCAAGCUUUCGGACAAGGAUAAAGGAGUCGGGGUCUUCAAUACUGUUAUCAACCCUAUGCUGAAUCCAAUCAUCUACAGCCUCAGGAAUCCUGAUGUACAGGGUGCCCUCUGGCGGGUGCUCAAGGGGACGCCAUCACUAGCUUGACAAGGUCUUGAGUUCUGGAAUGUCACUCCCUUAUUUUCUUUUUCUGAACUGAAAGAGAAAUACUCUAAAGCCAGUAACUAAGACAAAUGGUCCUUAAUUGCUUCUGCCUUCCAGCAAAACAUGAGGUUUUUUUGUUAGGUAUAAUAGUUAACUGAGGCCAUGCCCCAGUUAUAGACAGUAGGUGUAUUAAGCUCUGCUAAGGGCAGCCCCUCUGACAAAUUACAACUUCAGUUGCCACAUGCUACCUUUUCUGUGUAGAAGUGGAACCUCAGAGCUUUGACUAUUACAGGUUCAUAUCCCACAGGAAGGGUAUAGUCUGGGCUCCCAAAAAUAUCCAAUAAAAAUCUCCCCCACCCCUCCCACUAGUAGGUCAUAUGAUUCCCUCAAUUUCAGGUAGGGGUGGUCUGGUUAUAAAACAUGGGCCUUGGGGUGCCUGGGUGGCUCAGUGGGUUAAG
Molecule: messenger RNA, 1838 nt
Organism: Mustela erminea (ermine)
Lineage: Eukaryota; Metazoa; Chordata; Mammalia; Carnivora; Mustelidae
Product: olfactory receptor 3A1
Exons: 1
Coding region: 436-1383 (315 amino acids)
Biological process (GO): G protein-coupled receptor signaling pathway
Cellular component (GO): membrane
Molecular function (GO): olfactory receptor activity; G protein-coupled receptor activity
Source: RefSeq, a predicted model, not a curated record